AUGGAGAACUUGGACUUGUUGGGGUUCCUCAUUAUCACCUUAAACUGCAACAUGACCAUUGUGGGCAUGCUCUGGCUGGUCGUGGCGGUUCUGCUGAGGAUGCUGGUGGUGGUCUUGGCAGGGUCCCCUAUCUACCAGGACGAACAGGAGAGGUUUGUUUGUAACACCUUGCAGCCAGGAUGUGCCAACGUUUGCUACGACUUCUUCUCCCCAGUGUCGCCGCUGCGGUUCUGGCUAGUGCAGAGCCUGGCGCUGCUCCUGCCUUCGGCAGUUUUUGGCGCCUACGCCCUGCACCGCGGUGCGAAGCUGGUUGCGGAGGGAGCCUGCAGGCCCCGGGUGCCCAACCUGUCCACCGCCUACCUGGUGCAUCUGCUGCUGCGCACGCUGCUGGAGGCGGGACUGGCUUCCCUGCACUACUUGCUCUUCGGCUUCUCUGUGCCCAACCGAAUUUCUUGCUCGCGUGUGCCCUGCUCAGGGACUGUGGACUGCUACGUGUCGCGGCCCACGGAGAAGUCUCUCCUGAUGCUGUUCGUGUGGGCUAUGAGCGCGCUAUCCUUCCUGCUUAGUCUGGCGGACCUGCUUUGCAGCUUGCGGAGGUCACGAGGGACCACUCAAGGGGUGAAGGGCGAAGCCAGACCAGUCUGCGGAGUCCCCACACUCCCCCCUUGUCUCUUACAGGACUCUCAGGGUUGUCAAAGCCAGGGUCAGGUAAACCACGAAGGCGGCCAGGAGGAGCAGGGUGCGCCUGAGUUCCUUAGCAUGUGCACAGCAGGGCAGGCAGCCGACAGUCGCGUUGGUCAGGUCAUUGUGUCAGGAUGGGUGGAGCAUUCAGACCAAGACUAUGGUGAGGCCACUUCCUCAGCUGACGACAGGUUGGUGGUGGCUCACACAGAGCAUGAGUUUAGAUCCCACAGAGAGACUUCUUCGGAUCUAGGGGGCAAAAACACCCGGUCAAGUGAGCUCCCCUUGGCCUCCCAGAGCCACCUGGUUCGGCACUGUUCAGCAAGCCAGCCUCUAGCUCCUGGUCGGCUGGCCACAUCGGGCAGCGCCCCCCACCUAAGACCCAAAAAGUCUGAGUGGGUGUGA
Chionomys nivalis (European snow vole) is the source of this 1086-nucleotide messenger RNA. RefSeq names its product gap junction protein delta 4 (gene Gjd4). The record is from RefSeq and is a predicted model, not a curated record. Lineage: Eukaryota; Metazoa; Chordata; Mammalia; Rodentia; Cricetidae. Bases 1 to 1086 code for a protein of 361 amino acids. Gene Ontology annotation, cellular component: connexin complex. Gene Ontology annotation, biological process: cell communication. The transcript has 2 exons.